CCGCGGGUGGAUGAGGGCCCCGGGGGGUCGCUGACCCGCGGGGUUCCCGCAGGCGGAGCGGCUGGGCGCGGAGGCCCGUCCCCUUCCCCGGGCUCUCCUGGCCGGGGCGCCACGGGGACGGGAGCGGGAUCCCCGGCGCGAUGAAGGACCUGGGAGCCGAGGAGCUGGCCGGCCGGGAGGGGGUCCAGCUCUUCCGGCUGCUGAACCUCUACCUGGAGCGGGAGCAGAGAUUUCAGCCCCGGGAGAAGGGGCUGAGCCUGAUCGAGGCGGCCUCGGAGAAUGACAACACUUUGUGUCCGAGAUUGAGAAAUGUGAAGGUGGAAGAUCUCAGGAGUUUAGCCAACUUUUUUGGAUCACGAACUGAGACGUUCGUCCUGGCUGUCAACAUUUUGGAUCGGUUCUUGGCUCUUAUGAAGGUGAAGCCCAAGCAUUUGUCUUGCAUUGGAGUCUGUUGUUUUCUUCUGGCUGCUAGAAUAAUUGAAGAGGAAUGCAAUAUUCCACCAACCCAUGAUGUCAUCCGAAUUAGUCAGUGCAAGUGUACUGCUUCUGACAUAAAACGGAUGGAAAAAAUCAUUUCUGAAAAGUUGCACUAUGAACUAGAAGCUACUACUGCCUUACACUUUUUGCACUUAUACCACACUAUUGUACUUCGUCACACUUCAGAAAGGAAAGAAGUAUUGAGUCUUGAUAAAUUGGAGGCUCAGCUAAAAGCUUGCAACUGCCGACUAACUUUUUCAAAAGCAAAACCGUCUGUAUUAGCUUUGUGCCUUCUCAAUCUAGAAGUGGAAACUUUGAAAUCUAUUGAAUUAUUGGAAAUUCUUCUUCUUGUUCAAAAGCAUUCCAAGAUUAAUGAUGCUGAUUUCUCUUACUGGAGGGAGCUAGUUUCAAAAUGCCUCGCAGAAUAUUCGUCUCCAGAGUGCUGCAAGCCGGACCACAAGAAGCUUGUGUGGAUCGUCUCCCGGCGCACAGCCCAGAAUCUUCACAACAGCUAUUACAGUGUUCCUGAGCUGCCCACCAUUCCCGAGGGGGGCUGCUUCGAGGAGACUCAGAGUGAGGACUCUUGUGAAGAUAUGAGUUGUGGAGAAGAAAGUCUGAGCAGCUCUCCUCCCAGCGAUGGAGAAUGCGCCUUCUUUUUUGAUUUCAAGGUGGCACAGGCCCUGUGCUUUCAAUCUUAGAAAUCUUGUUGUAUGAAGUAUAAGUUGGGAGGGAGUCCACCUACAGGUUUCUAAGCAAUAAAUGGGGGAUGGUCUUCCCCUCCCCCUUUAUCUUUCAGGAAGGAGUUGCAUGGACUGGAUCCACCUGCUUUCUAUUUGUUACGCAGAUCAGAUCUGGCCUAUUUUCAUAUUUAAUUCUAAGCCAUUAAAUGGGUUUAUGCUUCUUAGACAAGUAGUGAAAAUACUUAGCGUGGCACUUUUUUUUUUCCUCUGAAUAGUCAUGCUUUUUUUAGCUGGGGGGAGGGGGGUGGGUGGUUAGGGGAGGGACAAUAAAACCUUGAAUUACUACUUUUCAGAGGGGUUUGGUUAUUUUUAGAUAAAUGCAGUCUAAAUAUAGAUGGGUCUUUUACAACUUUACAGAAAGCUUCAGGUAUUGUCAUUUAAACAUAUUUGGGAGUGUGCCUAUGCUCUCUUGGCAGGGACAGUGGAUAGCCCUUUUAACAGUUUCACAAAUGUGUCUUCGUGACGGAGGACACAUUCAAACAUGUCAGGAUAUGCUUUUUAAAAAUUGAAUGUAAUAUCCAAUACAGACCCAGCAAAACUUAAAGAUGUAGUAGCCUUGCUCUUGUGCAUUUUAAUAGUUAGUGUCCUAGUUGAAGUUGACCUACUAGCUACAGAAAUAAUUGACAAGCUAAGCUUGGCAAGUAUUUGCAUUCUUUUUAAGUCUAGGUGUUUUAGCCCUUUAGUAUAUGUUAGUGUUUAAAAAAUCCAUAAUUAAAACUAGUUUUUGCAUGCAUAUGUAUAAAAGCUCUUAGUGCUGGAUAAGGUUAUGUAGAACUGGGUACAUGUGGAAUUGAUAAAUUUAGAUGUGACAACACACCUGGUUUGGUUGCAUUGCAAAAAUCACACGUUGGAAUGAUUACAUUGUACGCUUGGAGAGUACAGGAAGUCGAUAGAAUGUAAUUCACAUUUCAAGAAUAACGGUGUUAGACCGGGGG
Messenger RNA from Phascolarctos cinereus (koala), 2152 nucleotides. It is a transcript of the gene CCNG2, whose product is annotated as cyclin G2. Lineage: Eukaryota; Metazoa; Chordata; Mammalia; Diprotodontia; Phascolarctidae. The record is from RefSeq and is a predicted model, not a curated record.